Acaulospora colombiana is the source of this 131-nucleotide messenger RNA. Lineage: Eukaryota; Fungi; Glomeromycota; Glomeromycetes; Diversisporales; Acaulosporaceae. The record is from the annotation of a GenBank genome assembly.
UCAGGCAGAUCCGGAAGAGCGAUAAGCUGACCAAAGCUGCGCUCCGGAAGAAUCAAAAUGCCGACGCAUUACCCACAAUCAAAAUAGAAACGGUUCAGACUAAUUCCGAUGUUUUUGUCAAUGAUGAUAAU